AUGAAUUACUACGGUCGGUGUGACUGGUUCUCCACCACUGAUCAUGUUGCCUACGCCUCACAACAACCACAGCAUCAUUUUCACCAACCACAGACGCAAUUCUGGGCACCGGCCGUCUCCUCUCCAGGCUACCAUUCCAUGCUUGACAGUACUAGUGGGAUUAAUGGUGAUGCUCUUAACGAACGCGAAACUCCUUCAUUCGUCACCACAAACGAAAAGGUUCGCUACUUGCCCACUGUUCAACCGGUCUACAAUUACCGCAGAGGAGAGGCUACGAUUGACGACGAGGAGGAGGAAGACGAAGAUGACGAAGGCGAUGUGAAGGAGGAACACGAAAACGAUGAAGAGGAGGAAGCGGUGGCGGAGGAAGAGGAGGCAAAUCCUGAGCCGAAAGAUGCUUCUUCAACAGGCAAUGGAGGUCUAGCCCAACAACGUCGCAAGUCCACCGCUCCACACACUCCUCUUCGUUCAACUUCAAAGCGGAAACCUCGUAUCCUCUUUUCCCAAACUCAAGUUUACGAAUUGGAGAAGCGUUUUAACCAGCAACGCUAUCUCUCAGCUCCGGAUAGAGAGCAAUUGGCACUACAAUUAAAGAUGUCUUCACAACAGGUGAAAAUUUGGUUUCAAAACCGACGCUAUAAAUUAAAACGUCAACUUCAAGAGAAGGGUUUAGAUCCCUCCAUGAUUCAGCCAUAUUUGACACCGCCACCGUAUAGGGAGUUUGAGACUUCGUUGCGUGCCUCCGAGGAGGCCUACGAGGUUGACGCCCCCAGCAGUGCCGCCAACACUGUCAUCAGUACAGUCACCGAACAGCCUCAAUUACAGCACUAUUCAACAAUGAGUCCACGAUCCUGGUAUCGCCUUUCGGAAUCCAGGUCAACGUGGCUAUCAACAGGGUUUGAUACUGGUCCUGCAUGGUCCACCUUAACCUAUGGACGACCGCCUAGUCAACACCUUCAACCGGUGCGUCACCAGAAUGGUGCAUUCUACGAACAGGAAAUGGCGUCCUCAGCCACAAGCAGUGUCUCUUCCGGCCUUGUUACCACCGGUCUCACUUGUCAGGAGGGCAGUCUGAGCUGUGAAGGUUGUGCGUAG
Messenger RNA from Hydatigera taeniaeformis, 1095 nucleotides. The record is from the annotation of a GenBank genome assembly. Lineage: Eukaryota; Metazoa; Platyhelminthes; Cestoda; Cyclophyllidea; Taeniidae.